Pomacea canaliculata is the source of this 2795-nucleotide messenger RNA. RefSeq names its product ATP-dependent RNA helicase DDX42-like. The record is from RefSeq and is a predicted model, not a curated record. Lineage: Eukaryota; Metazoa; Mollusca; Gastropoda; Architaenioglossa; Ampullariidae. Gene Ontology annotation, molecular function: RNA helicase activity; RNA binding; ATP binding.
AGAACUCUCCAGCUUGGGAGUCUCGUGUUGUAAACUUCCGCUUCUCAGAAAACCUUGGUUUAUCUGCUAGUUAAAAAUAUAUGCAUUUCAUUUCUUUUGUAGUGCUAGGUGUUGUCUAUUGUGUGGAUUAAUAAAAUAGUAUUAUAGUUGAUUGUAGAAAGUCGACAGACAACAGUGAAAAUAAGAGUACUAAAAUGUACCACAAAGGCGGCGACGGCAAACCUAAAGGGUUUGGCUUCGGUGGAUUUGCUUUGAAACAAACUGGCGGCUCGUCAUCACAGUCUCAACCCUUGACACCUGCUUCAGGAUUUGCAGCUAUGGCUAUGGGGAUGGGAAGUACGUCAAACAGAUAUGCUCCUCCUGGUCGCACUUUGGGAUAUCACACAAGUCUGGGGAAGCGCCGUGUUAGGAGCGAAGAAGAAUAUUUUGAAGACGAUGAAGAAGAAAGUGAAGCAUCGGGGAACAUGGCCUAUCAGCCAGCUCCUGGCAGUCCAAAUGCUAAGAAAAAGGAUAAAGAGGAAAGUGAUGACUCUGAAGAUGCACUGGAUGCUUACAUGGCAGAUCUUGAGAAAGAAAUUGAGGAAGAAAAGGAGGAAGAAGAAGAUGGAAAGAAAAAGCAAGAAAAAGGUGUACGGGAUGACAUUGAUAAAGAAGAUGAAAUGGAAGAAUAUCUUCGCUACAUGGAGGAGAAUCCUAUGGCUGGGGUGAUACAGGAUGAAGAGGAUGAUAUGCAGUAUGACAGUGAUGGCAAUCCAAUUCCUAGUGAGAAAAGCAAGAUUAUAGAUCCACUACCACCCUUAGAUCACUCUGAGAUUGAAUAUGAGCCAUUUGAACGGAACUUCUAUGAAGAACAUGAAGAGAUCAAGAAUCUGACACGUGAUAAAGUGGAUGACCUGAGAAGAGCUCUUGGUAUAAAGGUGUCUGGACUGGAUCCCCCUAAACCAGUUAGCAGCUUUGCCCACUUUGGUUUUGAUGAGAAAUUGCUUGGAGCUAUCCGCAAGUCAGAGUACAGCAAACCCACCCCAAUCCAAGGGCAGGGAAUUCCUAUUGCUAUGUCUGGUCGUGACAUCAUUGGCAUUGCGAAAACAGGUAGCGGGAAGACUGCAGCCUUUGUGUGGCCAAUGCUUAUUCACAUCAUGGAUCAGAAAGAACUCCAGCCAGGUGAUGGGCCUAUUGGGUUGAUCCUUGCACCCACAAGAGAAUUGUCACAACAGAUUUAUCAAGAGGCCAAAAAAUUUGGCAAAGUGUUCAACAUCAAAGUGGUGUGUGCAUAUGGUGGUGGCAGCAUGUGGGAACAGACCAAGGCAUGUCAAGAGGGCGCUGAAAUCAUUGUGGCGACGCCAGGUCGGCUCAUAGAUCUGGUGAAAAAGAAGGCUACAAAUCUUAGGCGUGUUACAUACCUUGUCUUUGAUGAAGCUGACAGAAUGUUUGAUCUUGGUUUUGAACCACAGGUGCGAUCCAUUGCCAACCAUGUUCGCCCAGACAGACAAACCUUGUUGUUCAGCGCCACCUUUAGAAAGAAGGUGGAGAAAUUGGCACGUGAUAUUCUGGCAGACCCAAUACGUGUUGUUCAGGGAGAAGUUGGAGAGGCCAAUGAAGAUGUGAGCCAAUCUGUUGAGGUCCUUCCAUCCUCUGGUCCAGCCAAGUGGACUUGGCUUGUCCGCAGAUUAGUGGAGUUCACAUCAUCUGGAAGUGUGCUUAUCUUUGUGACAAGGAAAGCAAAUGCUGAGGAGUUAGCCACACAGUUGCGAGCCAGGGACUUCCCAUUGGGUCUCUUGCAUGGUGACAUCAGCCAAAUGGAGAGGAAUGAAAUUAUUUCUUCAUUCAAAAAAAAGGAGUUCCCCAUUUUGGUUGCUACAGAUGUUGCAGCUCGAGGCUUGGACAUCCCACACAUACGCACAGUUAUCAACUAUGAUGUCGCCAGGGACAUCGACACACAUACCCACAGAAUUGGUCGAACUGGCAGAGCAGGAGAAAAGGGUUAUGCAUAUACACUCAUCACCGACAAGGACAAGGAGUUUGCUCCACUUUUGGUUCGAAACUUAGAGGGUGCAAACCAGUAUGCACCUCCUGCUCUUUUAGACCUCGCCAUGCAGUGUCCAUGGUUCAAGAAGACAAGGUUCAGGAAAGGCCAAGGCAAGUCACUUGGAGGUCGUGAACUUGGAGUCAAAGCAAGACCUGGGCUGGGAUCAGAAAGUGCUACCCGUUUGCAAGACUCCACCAGCUUCAGCAGCUUUCGACGUGGUGUUGGACUAGGGGGUCCCCAGAGUGAUCGACUGUCAACUAUGCGUAAUGCCUUUGCUGCUCAGUUCAAGUCCUGUUUUGUGUCAGCACAGCAAGAGGAAAAGAAGCCUUUAACAGGCGUCAUACUGCCCCCAGUUUCUCAGAAACCUGGUGAAAUGAUGGAACCUAUCCAUAUGCGACCUAACAGCAGUCUUUCUGAAUCUGCAGAGGCAAAAAAGAAACGAAAGAGUAGAUGGGACUGAGAGAGAACAGCAGGCGAGUGAGCAAGAGAGAAUGAGAGCGAGUGAGGAUGUGGGGAGAGAGGGGAACCUGUGCAUUACAAGACAUUAUUACAUAGAAAUCCCCACUCAAGACAAUAUUGGUGUUAAGUGCAUUAGCAGUUGAUGUUUUUUAAUUUGAUGUGCUGAAUUAGUUUUGAUCAGCUUUAAAGCUGCAGUUUUGACUUAUUAUGUCUGAUGGCUUGAAUCAGAUGUUUACUGGUAAUCUUAUGAGCCAUACCAUCAUAGCUAGAACAUCAGCCUCCAAAAAAGUAAAUAAAAAUAUAAAACAUU